Staurois parvus is the source of this 410-nucleotide messenger RNA. Lineage: Eukaryota; Metazoa; Chordata; Amphibia; Anura; Ranidae. The record is from the annotation of a GenBank genome assembly.
CACUGAUGAUCAGUGUGCCCUGAUGAUCAGUGUAGCCCCAACAGUUCCACCUGUCAGUGUCCAUCAAUGCCUUAUGUCAGUGCUCAUCAGUGCCACAUCAGUGCCUACCAGUGCACAUCAAUGCCACAUAGCAGUGCCCAUCUGAGCUGCCUUUCAGUGUCACCCAUCAGUUGCCGCCUAUUAGUGCCAGUCAGUGCUGCCUAUCAGUGCCAUGUAUCAGUGCUGCCUUUCAGUGCCCACCAGUGAUGCCUGUCAAUGCCCAUCAGUGCCACCUACCAGUGCCUCCUCAUCAGUGCCCAUCAGUGCCACCUAUCAGUGUCCAUCAGUGCAGCCUAUCAGUGCCCAUCAGUGAAGCCUCAUUAACGCACAUCAGUGAAGGAGAAAAAUCACUUAUUUACAAAAUUGUAUCA